AUGGAACCUAUCGCAGUGAUCGGCGUCGGUCUGCGGUUUCCCCAAGAUGCGGUCGACUCAGAGGCCUUCUGGGAGAUGCUGAUGAAGAAACAAUGCUCUACUUCCGAAUGGCCCAGCGACAGACUCAAUGUGGAUGCGUUCCACAAUCCCGCACGAAGGGAGACCAGUUCGAUUGCCGCCCGCGGGGCGCAUUUCCUCAGAGACGAUCCUGCUCUUUUCGAUGCGUCGUUCUUCUCCAUAACGAGCGCUGAAGCAGCCGCACUAGAUCCUCAGCAGUGCCUAUUAUUAGAAACCACUUACCAGGCCUUUGAAAAUGCUGGAAUUACUCUCGAAGCGCUGCGAGGGUCCAAGACAGGGGUCUACGCUGGUACUAUGUGCAAUGACCAUAAGCACGAGAGUCUCAAAGACGUCGAUAAUAUACCCAAGUAUGCUGCGACAGGGUCAUCUGCGGCCGUCCUAGCGAAUCGCGUAAGUUGGUUCUUCGAUCUCGCAGGGCCCAGCUUGACCCUGGACACUGCUUGUUCCAGCAGUAUGAUCGCACUACAUAUUGCAUGCCAAGGAUUAAUGCUCAAUGAGACUUCAAUGGCUGUCGUUGGGGGCACAAAUGUACUGCUGGCGGUAGAGGCCCCCAUAUCGAUGACGCGAAUGGGUUUCUUGUCGCCAGAGGCUCGUUCCUACAGCUUCGACAACCGAGCCAAUGGCUACACGAGAGGUGAAGGUGUCGGCGUCGUGGUCUUGAAAAGAUUAUCGGAUGCCAUAGCAAAUAAUGAUACCAUUCGUGCCGUCAUUAGAGCGACUGGGACUAAUCAGGACGGCUAUACGCCGGGCAUCACUGUCCCUAGCCCAAUCAGUCAGUCCAGACUAAUUAGGGAAACCUACGAGAAGGCCAAAUUGUCGCCAGGCUCGACAAAAUAUUUCGAGGCUCAUGGUACUGGUACCUUCGUCGGCGAUCCAUUAGAGGCUGCAUCCAUCGGUAGUGUAUUCCGAACUCAUCGUUCUGAGAGUGAUCCUAUAUAUGUUGGCACCCUGAAGCCAAACAUUGGUCACUUAGAGGGCGCCAGUGGUGUCGCGGGAUUGAUCAAAGCAAUCCUCGUCACAGAGAAAGGCAUCCUCCCACCCAAUGCGAAUUUCGAACGUCUGAACAGCUCGAUAGCUGCAGACAACUUGAACUUCCUUAAGUUCCCUACAAGCCCGGUCUCAUUCCCAGAGGAAGGAAUCUUCCGGGCAUCUGUCAGUUCAUUCGGAUUCGGUGGGUCCAAUGCUCAUGCCAUUGUGGACGACGCCUUUGGAUACUUCCGUGAACAUGGAAUCGUAGCGCACCAUUCCAGCUCUCGCCAAAGUGGGGGCAUCUUCACCAACGGCAUCCAUGUUCCCGUUAUUCAAGAGAAGAUCCUUGUCUGGAGCGCGAACAAUGAGAAAGCACUCACCAAAAUGAAUGCAUCAUUCGCAAAAUACUUCCAGAGCCAGGACAAAGCAAGACUUUCCGAACAUCCUGAAGAGGACUUGGCCUACACUUUGGCAAGCCGACGCACACAUCAUGAUUGGAGAUCAUACGCUAUCAUUGAAUCAUACGACGACUUAAAAGACCUUACUCGAAUCGUAUCUAAACCAGUCAAGUCAAAGAGAGGCUCGGGAAUUGCGUUUGUGUUCACCGGUCAAGGAGCGCAAUAUAAAGGCAUGGGCUUGCAUCUCUUGAAAUAUACGGUCUUCCAUGCAACAUUGGUUCGAUGCAAUGCAGCUUUCGCCAGCCUGGGAUGCAAAUGGUCUUUAUUUGAUGUUUUACAGGGCGACGAAACAAUGGAUAUCGACCAUCCGUCCUACAGUCAGCCUCUGUGCACAGCUCUCCAGAUCGCUCUUGUUGAACUGCUAGAAAGCUUCAACAUCCAGCCGACACAUGUCACAGGACACUCGUCUGGCGAGAUAGCUGCAGCCUAUACUUGCGGUGCGAUAUCGUUGGAGUCAGCUUGUAGACUGGCUUAUUUCCGAGGACAGUACGCUGGAUCACUUGUAGAUUCCACGUCCAAUGGAUCGAUGCUUGCAGUUGCUCUUUCUCCAUCAGCGGUACGCCCCUAUCUGGACCAAGUCAACGAUCAGACUCAAAGUUUGGCGAUCGCCUGCAUCAACAGCCCUCAAAACGUCACAAUUGGCGGUCCUCGAUCGCAAAUUCUCCUACUGCAGACUGCGCUAGAUGCCAAGCGGAUAUUCUGCAGGGAACUGAAGACUGGUGUGGCGUAUCACACUUCCCAGAUGGAACAAAUUGCUGGCAUGUAUCAGGAAAAGAUUGCCGACCUCAAACCCGGUACAAAGGAUAGUCAACCUACAUUGAUGUCAUCCUCGGUCACAGGAGAUUGGGUCUCCGAUCGUGAAGUGCUUCGGGAGUCUACCUAUUGGGUCCAGAAUAUGGUACAAUCGGUACGCUUCGCAGAUGCCAUGAGUACCAUCUUUCAAGAGCCAUCGGCAAGCGGUGGCAAGAUAGAGAUCGCAGAAGUGAUCGAAGUCGGGCCACAUGCCGCUUUGCAGCGACCGAUAACCGAGAACCUAUCGUCUACGCAUCAUGUUACUCGGUAUACUCCGGUGAUAUCCCGAUUCGAUCCUACCCUGCGAUCGGUAUUCGAGCUCUCUGGUCGUCUGUUCAGCGCAGGAUUUCCGGUUCGACUUGAUCAGGUCAACAGCCUCGAUCUAAGUCAAGAACACAAGUACAAGUGCCUUACCAAUUUACCUGAGUACGUGUUUCAUCAUAAAGAGUACGCUCCAAGGCACACCCCCCCGAGAAUAGCGAAACUUCGGCCGCACUUUCCUUCUCCACUUUUGGGAGCCCCUACCGACUGGUCCGCUAUCGAGCGGAAGUGGAAGCGGCAUCUUGACAUCCAACAGUUUCCAUGGCUUCCAGAUCACAAGAUGAAUGAUGUUGCGCUCUUCCCCGCAUCCGGCAUGCUUGCAGUGGCCGUCGAAGCGGUGUACCAUACUGCGCCACAGAAUAGCGAGAUAGCUGGAGUUCGCAUUUCAAACGCUACAUUCUCCAAUCCCAUCAUCAUCGAUACGACGCCCGACAUUGGAGGAACACAAAUCGAGACUACUUUGCGAUCUUGGUCAGGGGUAAUCGGAAAGGAGUCUACCUACAACGAGGUCUCGAUCUGUGUGCAGCAAGGUCAAGACUGGAUACAGGCGUUCCGAUGCACAAUUCGAGCUGAGUAUGAAGAGUCUAAACUAGGCCUUGAACUCAACUCCAAUGGUCAUCGCAGGCGAGAGAAAUGGCAAGAAACAUAUAACAGCACGGCCGAGGCAUGCAAGCAUCAUGUCAAAACGUCACAAAUCUAUUCACAUCUCUCAAAGAUGGGGAUGCAUUACAGUUCGGCUUUCCAGGGCUUGGACGAGGUGUACUGGGAUCGCAAACAAUCGGCCAUUGGUAGAAUCAGUGCGGACAAGAUGAAAGCCCUGUCGACCGACGGCGCCGAACACUAUUUCAUACAUCCCGCCGUUCUAGAUUCGCUUUUCCAGUUGGGGUGGAUAAUUCGAUCUGACGGAGCGACCAAUCCUAUUGCUACCAGUGUUCCUGCCCGUAUUAAAAGCAUCUGGUUCUCUAAGGAGUGGCUGCAGGGAAAUAAUAUGAAGGGACAGGAGCUACGCACUUGCAACAAGGCAGUGCCUCAUGGUUUCGAUGGUAUUGAUACUUCGGCCAUCAUCUUGGAUGAGUCAGGAACUGUUGUAGCGGCCCUGGAUCAUUUGCAGACGACUAUGAGUGCCCGCGAUCACUUGGAGCAAGACUCUUCUACCUCGAAGCGUCUGUGCUUUGGAGUCGAAACGAGGCCGGAUAGCAGCUUGUUAGAGUCAAAUCAACUACUCUCUGUGUUGCAGGGCAGCAAAACGCCGCGUCUUGACUACAUGGCACUCCUCGGGCACAAGAACCCGGAAAUGAAGAUAUUCGAUAUAACUUCAGAUCAUACGCUCUUGAGCAAUCUGCUCCAACAUCAGGAGACAAAGUCAUUCGAAUAUGGAGAGUAUAGCUGUGUGAAUUGGACCCAAAGUGCACGAGAGGCUGUCCAAAAAGCAUUCCCUGAUGAAUGCGCUUCUGGGCGUAUCGGCUUCGUAGAAUUGGAACUCAGUUCCUCAGCCAAGACACAGGGGAUUGCCUCGAACAGCUAUGACAUUGCGCUGUUGUCAGCGAGAAGUAUCAAGGGUUCGCAUACUGAUCAGCAGUUGAGCUUCAUCAGAGACAUGAUGAAGAGUGGGGGAAAGUUGCUCCAUACUGGCCUUCGCCCCUCCUGGUUACUUGAGGCUUCCAAGGAUUCCUGGUUCGGACUCUACUCCAAGUGCAAAUUUUCGGACGAGUGUCUCCUCAAUGACCAUGAGUUAGAUGACUCCGAUCAAGCAAGCCUCCUUAUAACAACAGCAACCGCUGAUCACGAGGAUGCCAAAGGAAGUGCUCCAUUUAUCAUCGUUAUCGAAGAUACCGAGUUCCAGAAACUGCUUGCUCGCCGUUUGCAAACGAACAUGUCCUCAAAGUGGAACAUAAAGGCAACUGUCACGCUGCUCUCUCAAUUGCCGACAACUAACGUUCAAGCUAACGGCCGAGUUAUAUUCCUUCCAGAGACGGAGCGUGCAUUCCUUCAUGGCAUGAAAGAGGCCGAUUUUGCUUCUCUUAAGCAUCUCAUGAAUGUAGGCCAAGAGCUGGUCUGGAUUUCCAAAUCAAACGCUAGUCAAGAUGCACAACCAUACCAAAGCAUGAUCAAUGGCUUAGCAAGAGUGCUACGAUCAGAGUAUACGAGCAGGGAUUUCACAACUAUUUCCUUUGACUCGUCGAGCACUUCCAACUCGAUUGCCGAAAUCACACUGAAGAUUCUUGGGGCAUCGUUUGCAUCGGGGCAGUCAAUGGAAACAGAGUAUUUCAUUACGGAUGGAAUUGUCCGCAUUCCACGAGUAGUUCACAGUGAGACUCUUGAUCAGACAGUCUUUUCGAAGACUACUCCACACCUUACUCAACAACGAAUUGAGGAUGCCGGACCGCUAAAGCUCGAGAUCAAGAACCCUGGACUCUUCGACACUCUGCGUUUCGUGCCUUUGCCCGAGAUCCCCGAACCACUUCUAGACGAUGAGGUCGAGGUCCAAGCUCUCGCUUUCGGGCUCAACUUCAAGGAUGUAGUCAUCGCAUUAGGAAGAUUGCCCGCAAGUGCCCUGGGAUGUGAAUGCUCCGGUGUAGUCACCAAGGUUGGCCGUAAUUCGCGAUUCGUGCCUGGAGAUAGAGUGAUGAUGGCACAAAACGGCUGCUUCAAGACGAUCAACAGAAUUCACCAGGAUCUGGCUGUUAAAAUCCCGGAUAUCCUCAGUUUCGAAGAAGCUGCAGCGAUACCAAUUGCAGGAACGACUGCUUACUAUUCACUUGUCGAUCGAGCUCGACUGGAGAAAGACGAAACAGUUCUCAUUCAUUCCGGAGCAGGAGCAACUGGACAAAUGUGCAUCCAGGUCGCUCUCUCGAUCGGUGCAAAGAUAUACACGACAGUCGGAUCUCUCGAGAAAAGGGACUUCCUCAUGGAGCAUUACUGUAUUCCCAAAGAGCAAAUUCUGUACAGCCGAGAUACAUCUUUCGCUCAUAGUAUCAUGGUAGCUACAGAGGACAAAGGCGUUGAUGUCGUCGUAAACUCGCUCUCGGGUGACAGGCUGCGAGCGUCUUGGGAAGUGAUCGCACCUUUUGGACGCUUCGUAGAGCUAGGAAGGACUGAGAUGAUCGGAAACGCCAAACUAGCCAUGGCUCACUUUGACAAGAAUGUGUCAUUCCAUGCGGUCGCCACAGAUGACAUGGGCACGCUCCGUCCGACUAUGUUUAACAAAUUCCUGUCCGGUAUUGUCAACAUGAUAGCUGAACGCAAGGCUAACCUACCAUAUCCGCUCGAAGUUAUGAAGUUGUCAGAGGUUGAGAAAGGCUUCAGAUCCUUGAUGAGCGGAAAGUCAACCGGGAAAUUUGUUCUAAAAGUCGAACAGGGCGACAUCGUGAAAACUUGGGGCGUUGAAAACAACGGCAAACGACUGGAUGCAAACUCAACGUACGUCAUCGCUGGUGGAUUGGGCGGCCUGGGCCGAAGCGCAGCUCGAUGGAUGGUAUCCAAGGGUGCAAGAAACUUGCUACUGCUUUCUCGUUCAGGACACGCAUUGCCGGCGGCCACAUCUCUGUUGCAAGAGCUUCGAGACAAGGGUGCUCACAUUGAAGCGCCGCCUUGCGAUGUUACAUCGGAAGAGCAGUUGGCAGCUGUCCUUGCUGAAUGUGCUCAGACAAUGCCGCCGAUUCGAGGUUGUCUACAAGGCACCAUGGUCCUACGGGACGCUCUUUUCGAAACCAUGACGUACGAUGAUUGGAACGUCUCUACCCAGGCAAAGAUUGCCACAUCUAUCAACCUGGAUAAGCUAUUGCCUGCUGGAAUGGAUUUCUUCAUCUUCCUAUCAUCUCUUUCAGGCAUUGUAGGUACUACAGGCCAGGCAAAUUACGCAGCAGGAAACACAUUUCAAGAUGCACUCGCUCAGAGCCGCAUUGACAAAGGAGAACGCGCAAUUGCCAUCGAUUUGGGCGCAAUGAACAAGGUUGGGGUCAUUGCAGAGAAUGAGCAUCUGGGAAAGGUCGCUAGGAACACUAUGCUUCCUGUAGAGGAAGAAGAGCUGUUGGCACUGUUGGAUCAUUACUGCUUACUCGAGGACAGAGUAUCAGGGAGUCCACAGACUUUAGUAGGCCUUCCUACUGGUAGUGCAGAACAGAGCGCGGAAGCGCAAUUGCCGGCAGCUUAUGCACAUUCAUUGUUCUCCCACAUAAGGAAACUGGGAAGAGACGAAUCGGGGAAUUCCUCGACUGCUGGCACGGGUAAUGAAAACGAAGAUUACGGAAGACAAUUCAAAGCCGCAGGGUCCUUAGCUGAAGCAGCAGCUAUAGUCAUGAAGGGUUUUGUCAAGAAACUAUCACGGACCCUGUCGCUAACGGCCGAAGACAUCGACACGACAAAAGCAUUGCAUCAAUACGGAGUGGAUUCUCUGGUGGCGGUCGAACUGCGAAAUUGGUUCGGCAAGGAGUUUGCCUCCAAUGUUGCUGUGUUCAACAUCGUUGGGGCGGCGUCAAUCCUUGCAGUGGGCGACCUCGUGGCCAAGGCCAGCACCUUGAGGAGUAAAGAUGACGAUUAA
Messenger RNA from Aaosphaeria arxii CBS 175.79, 7158 nucleotides. RefSeq names its product ketoacyl-synt-domain-containing protein. The record is from RefSeq and is a predicted model, not a curated record. The transcript is spliced from 9 exons. Gene Ontology annotation, biological process: fatty acid biosynthetic process; secondary metabolite biosynthetic process. Gene Ontology annotation, molecular function: oxidoreductase activity; phosphopantetheine binding; fatty acid synthase activity. NCBI's taxonomy places the organism in Eukaryota, Fungi, Ascomycota, Dothideomycetes, Pleosporales. Bases 1 to 7158 code for a protein of 2385 amino acids.